This is a messenger RNA of Knipowitschia caucasica, 831 nucleotides long. NCBI's taxonomy places the organism in Eukaryota, Metazoa, Chordata, Actinopteri, Gobiiformes, Gobiidae. The record is from the annotation of a GenBank genome assembly.
AUGGCGAGCGCUGUGGCGACUGACAGCUCCAUGAUCCACCCCAUCGUCUUCAGUCCUGAACCAGGGUCUGGGUCCAAGAGUCCGGGGGCGGCGAUGGCGAGCGCUGUGGCGAGUGACAGCUCCAUGAUCCACCCCAUCGUCUUCAGUCCUGAACCAGGGUCUGGGUCCAAGAGUCCGGGGGACUCCUAUGGACUCGUCAGGGACUCGUCAGGGACUCGUAUGGACUCGUCAGGGACUCGUAUGGACUCGUCAGGGACUCGUAUGGACUCGUCAGGGACUCCUAUGGACUCGUCAGGGACUCGUCAGGGACUCGUAUGGACUCAUCAGGGACUCGUCAGGGACUCCUAUGGACUCGUCAGGGACUCCUAUGGACUCGUCAGGGACUCGUCAGGGACUCGUCAGGGACUCGGACUCGUCAGGGACUCGUAUGGACUCGUCAGGGACUCGUAUGGACUCGUCAGGGACUCGUAUGGACUCAUCAGGGACUCGUAUGGACUCGUCAGGGACUCGUAUGGACUCGUCAGGGACUCCUAUGGACUCGUCAGGGACUCGUCAGGGACUCGUCAGGGACUCGUCAGGGACUCGUCAGGGACUCGUAUGGACUCGUCAGGGACUCGUAUGGACUCGUCAGGGACUCGUAUGGACUUGUAUGGACUCGUCAGGGACUCGUCAGGGACUCCUAUGGACUCGUCAGGGACUCCUAUGGACUCGUCAGGGACUCGUCAGGGACCCGUCAGGGACUCGUAUGGACUCGUCAGGGACUCGUAUGGACUCGUCAGGGACUCGUCAGGGACUCCUAUGGACUCGUCAGGGACUCGUAUGGACUCGUAG